AAAGCAAUCUGCAUCGGCAGUGUGUCAGAGCUUGUACCAGAAAUGUCUCAGCACUAGCAAAAAUGGUUUAAAUAAAACAUACAGGUAGGCCUAAUAGUUUUUUAUUCACAAGUGAUCAUAACACGUUGUCCUCUGUUAACCCAAAGUGUCGGGGCAGUGGCAUUUAGCUUCGUCCUAAACUAUUGAAUUAACAGCCGCCAUCUCUAACCACCAGAUGUCACUGCGCCUCCACAAUGCGCAGACUCCCGGCCGCUGAGGGGCGACGUUAGCAGGAAACACAAACAGAGGAGCUUUGAAAACAUGGCUGCGUGCAGGCUGGCGUGUUCGCGGGGGUUAAAUGCCCUUUAUUCAACUCUUGGAGCACCAAAUCAGGCCCUGAGGAGCUGCUGGGGUCGGGUGCAACAAGUUCGAUCUUACUAUGUGGACUGGAGGAUGCUAAGAGACGUCAAGAGAAGGCAGAUGGCGUUUGACUAUGCGGACCAGAGAGUACGAAUCAAUGCUCUGCGGAAGAACACUAUCCUGCCCAAAGAGCUUCAGGAAGUGGCGGACAAAGAGAUUGCGGCGCUGCCCCGGGACAGCUGCCCCGUGAGGAUCCGCAACAGGUGUGUGAUGACCUCGCGACCCCGCGGGGUCAAGCGCAGGUGGAGGCUCAGCCGCAUCGUCUUCCGUCACCUCGCAGACCACAAUCAGAUGUCCGGGAUCAUGAGAGCCAUGUGGUGAUUGGAUACGAGCCGGGUGGCCGAGGAGAGGGUGGCUAGCUGAACACGGGACGGAACCAUAACCGGGCGGACGGUUGCUCAUUUUGGGCCUUUCUCAUCUUGCGGAUAAAUAUGAUUGCAAUAUCAUUCCACAGAGUACCUUGGUGUCCAUCAGGACUAGGCACCAGCCUAUGUAACAUGAAUAUUGAUGGGCUGGUAUUUGGUUUCUCCACCAUAAUGUUGUCAUGUAUUAAUAUUCAUGCUCAUGCCAGCCUCAUGCAUUGCUCUCUCUCAAUUUGAAUGGAUGAUUACAUGCGUUUGUUUGACUUCCUAUUUAUGCAUACAUGUGAAAUAAAUGUACAUAAUGUUA
Gadus macrocephalus (Pacific cod) is the source of this 1068-nucleotide messenger RNA. RefSeq names its product mitochondrial ribosomal protein S14 (gene mrps14). The record is from RefSeq and is a predicted model, not a curated record. The transcript is spliced from 4 exons. Gene Ontology annotation, cellular component: ribosome; mitochondrial small ribosomal subunit. Gene Ontology annotation, molecular function: structural constituent of ribosome. The coding region runs from base 301 to 720 and encodes 139 amino acids. Gene Ontology annotation, biological process: translation. Lineage: Eukaryota; Metazoa; Chordata; Actinopteri; Gadiformes; Gadidae.